GGGCGGCCCCGGCCCGCGGCGGCGGCGCUGACAGCCCGCCCGGAGCCCCGGGGGCGGCCGCGGCCACCAUGUCGUCCCCCAGCCCGGGCAAGAGGCGGAUGGACACCGACGUGGUCAAGCUCAUCGAGAGCAAACACGAAGUGACGAUCCUGGGGGGACUCAACGAAUUUGUCGUGAAGUUUUAUGGACCACAAGGAACACCCUAUGAAGGUGGAGUAUGGAAAGUUAGAGUCGACCUUCCUGACAAAUACCCCUUCAAAUCCCCAUCUAUAGAUAUCUCACCACAUCUUGAGUCCUUCCUGCCCCAGCUGCUGGCUUACCCCAACCCCAUCGACCCCCUGAACGGAGACGCUGCCGCCAUGUACCUGCACCGGCCAGAGGAGUACAAACAGAAAAUCAAAGAAUACAUCCAGAAAUAUGCAACAGAAGAAGCACUAAAGGAGCAGGAAGAAGGCACCGGGGACAGCUCGUCCGAGAGCUCCAUGUCCGACUUCUCUGAGGACGAGGCUCAGGACAUGGAGUUGUAGUAGAGGAGGCCACUGCUUUUCAGAGACACUCUAAUUUCCUAACCAUGAGAAGCAGACUAUAAUAUUCAUAUUUAAACAAAGCAAUUUUUUUUAUUACUAAACAAGGUUUUUAUGAAUUCUAGCAUUGAUAUAUAUAUGUACCUAUAUAUAUAUCACCCUUUAGAAUCUUGAUUUUUUUUUUUUUCUCUCUCUCGGUCAUUUCCCGGUUUUUUUUCCCUGAGGUGCAUUAGAGUAUUCCCAACAUUCCAUUCUGGUAGCAAUAUGCAACCUGGAUGCAUGCUUGAGAUUUUUUCCAUUUUGGCCAAGUCUACUUUUGGUGUGUGCUACCAAACAGCUGCCCUGGGAGGGAGGGAAUAACAAAAAAAAAAAAGAAAAAAAAAACCAACAAAAAUCCAAACAGAACAGGAAAAACAAAGAGGGAUUUACUGUUGGAUUUGCUGUUGGAUUGGCUGUUGGAUUUGCUCUUGGAUUUGGAUUUGGUGUUGGAUUGGCUGUUGGAUUUGCUGUUGGAUUUACUCUUGGCUGUUGGAUUUGCUGUUGGAUUUGCUGAUGGAUUUGCUGUUGGAUCGAGAUUUCCACCUGGCAUGUUGGAGGUUAAAACCUUGGGGGUGGUAGAGCUGUGUAGGGAUGGAAGGGGCUCCUCUAAAAGAAAAAAAAAAAAAGAGAUUUAAGUAAAGAAAAGAACUCAAAUGAGUGGAGCUGGAGAACGCCUCGGAAUUUGGGAAUUUCAGGAUUUCGGAAUUUCGGAAUUUCGGGAUUUCAGGAUUUCAGGUGUGGCUGUGGACUCCUCCCUGCCCUCCCGAACUGUGGGCACUGCUGGAUGCCCUGGGGGAUUCUGGAGAAGCUCUGGAUGUUUAUUCCCCUGGCCUGGGGUGGAUCAGGAAGAACCUGGAACCCUCCUGGACCUGGGAUUGAGCCGGAGCUCGUGGACGUGAAAUUUCUGUCCCACCUGGAACCUUCACUGCCUUCCACUUGGCUUUGUUGUUAUAAUUAUUAUUAUUAUUAUUUUCUGUAUUUCUUUCUUUCCUCCACCCUUUUUUUGCUGGAAAUCUGGCACUGGGAAUUGCUCUGACCAGAUGGAUUGGCCUUGGAAUUGGAAUUGUCCCUUUGGCCAAAGUCCACGAAUCCAUCGGCGCCGAUUUUGAUUUUUUUUCUUUUUUUUUUUUUUGAAAUCUUUCUUUCCUCCCUCUUCUGCACCAUCUGCUUGUGUGUGUACAACAGGAUAAAAUUCCUUAAGAGUUAAGAAAACAAAAAAAACCCACACAAAAUUUGAGCUGAAUAAAAAAAAAAAAACCUAAAAAGCACCAACUAAGGAAGCAAAUGAAGUCACUCUGUUUUUUUUUUUGUUGGUUGGUUUGGUUUUUUAUUUUGGUUUGUUUUUUUUUUUUUUCCUCCAGGAUGUUUGGGAAUUGGAAUGUUGGAUUUCUCCUGGUGUCUUGCAGCAAGCUGAGAGAUUUUUUUUUUUUUUAAUUAUUAUUAUUAUUUUUUUUUUUUUUGCUGUUGUUCCUAAAAAUCUGCUGAGUAAAUCCUUGGGAUACUUGAAUUGGGAUAAUUGUGCAUCAGAGAUUCAAACUGAGAUGGAUUUUUCAAGCUGAAUGUUACCUGCUGUUUUCUUUUGGGGAUUUUUUUUUUUUUUCAGAGGGGUUUGGAUGAAAUCAUUUGUGAUGCAGGGAAAAAAACAAAAAAAAGAAAAAAAAAAUCAACCCACCCUGAGCAGAGUUCUGAAUGUCAGAUUUGUCAUUCUCCCAGAAAAAAUUCCUUUUCCAGGUCCCAACCCAUCUCUGUUCAUAAAGCACAAUCACUUCUUUGAUUUCUUUUGCUUUUGGGGGGAGGGGGGAGAAAACAACAAAAAAAAACCAACAAAAAAACCAAAAAAAUUUCAUCAAAUCCCACUUGGCUUUGGCAUGAUUUUCCUUAAUAAAAAAACCUUCCACGAA
Molecule: messenger RNA, 2464 nt
Organism: Catharus ustulatus (Swainson's thrush)
Lineage: Eukaryota; Metazoa; Chordata; Aves; Passeriformes; Turdidae
Gene: UBE2H
Product: ubiquitin conjugating enzyme E2 H
Biological process (GO): protein polyubiquitination; ubiquitin-dependent protein catabolic process
Cellular component (GO): nucleus
Molecular function (GO): ubiquitin conjugating enzyme activity
Source: RefSeq, a predicted model, not a curated record